GUUCAGUCAGUAACGUCUUUUUGAAUGACGUCAUCAGUUUAUGUUUAGCGAGCGAUAGGUUACGAAAUUCACGAAUUUCAUGGUUACUCGUUCGUUUUAUGUACCAAGUUAGUGUACUACCGUUUAUUAUUGUUAAGUGGACGUAUUCGUGUAUAUCGCGUAUCAAUAAAUCAUUGUUUACAACAGCAUUGACGGAGUGAACAUUACGUUACUUUUGGCGGCAGCACAUGAAGCCACAGAAAUAGAUUUCCUUGUGCAAUAUAUUGGGACGGAAAUUCUUUGGACUUAUUUGCAUUCGGACCGGUUUGAAAUGGGUCAGGGUUCGUGAAGUAUUGGGCUGUGGAGAUAGUAUGGGGUUGGUGUUAUUAACGAGUGAAGUUUGAGGGAACUAUGGAGAACCCAACGGUUUCUGGAUUGCGGUCAAGGUCGCGCUCGAAAACACCAUUCCUUAGGUCGAGCUGCGAUCGCGAGAACUGCACGGAGGGCGAGGACCACGUCCACCACAAGUCUGGAAGGAAAACGCCAAAUAAAAGGAGCACCCCUGUCAAGCAACUCGGUCAGCCAAGCAGCAAAGUAACCUCCGAAGCUAUAGCGGAGACAGAGGAGGAGCAUGCGCCGUCGCACCGCACGCGGCAAUCAACCCGCCUCACGGAGAAGCUGGUCAAGACCUCCGACUACUCCUCCGAGGAGAGCCUGGACCGGCUGAAGGGGAGUCGGAAGGAGAUAUUUCAGAACGAGCUCAACAGCCAGUAUGAGCGGGUGUCCACCAGCUCUCACUAUCGGACGCUGGCGGACGUCACGCUCAGUCCAAUCUCGCAGAAUGUGACGCGCGACAGGUCUUUCCGCUUCGGAAGCCCAGCGUACAGUGCAUGCUCGACGGACAGUUCGUUCGCUGAGCAGGCACUGGCGGAUACCAGCGCUCUGCUGGACCGGGACCCUAGCGCGGAACACCUGCCUUACCGCCUGUACAAGAUGGCCGGCGAGUAUUGGAACAAAUACCCGAAGACGGACUACACGUACUCGCCGCUGUCUAAAGACCGCGUGGAGCUGGCGCCGGGACAGGUGGCCGUCCCGAACAUGUCCCGGCGCUCGCUGUCCCAGUUCCGCGUUCAGGGACCGCUCACCAGCUCGGAUGAGGUCGACCGACUCGCAGCUACCUGGACGUCCAGUGCUACGCGCAAGCGGUUCACUACAGUAGACAGUUCAGAUGACGAAGGCGCGUACCUCCGAGGCAAUGGCGCUUACCAGCAAGCGGAGCAGCGCUGGUGGAUCACCCGCCUGCUCGUCACCAUCAUUACCACAAUCACCAGCUCUACUAGCAGCGCGUAUAGGAGACUCGUGGGACCUUCGCAUCGGUACCCGUAUACUGACAGGCGGCCCGCUAAAGGUGCGUAUCUUCGAGACAACAGUGCGAAGCCGAAACGCUGUUUACGUAGUUUCGGGUCUAUCUGUCACCUUCGCUCGCGCUGGCAUCUUGCUUUGCCUGGCAUCGCGACUCGUGCGGCGGCGGCGGCAGUAGCACCCUUCUACUGGAUUUACACUAUCAUCAAAACGGUGGUCACCACCACCGUCACCACUGUUACUGAAACGUUAACACCGAACCACGUGAGCGAGAGCGCCAAGUAUAGCGCUGGUAGCUACAAGGAAAAGGCGACGAAGCGACGCUGGUGGCCCUGGCUAUUACUACUCCUUCUGCCCGCCGUGGGAUAUGGAUCGCACUAUACGUAUGAGAACUGGGAUGACCUAGCCAUGCCCAACUUUACCGAUUUCCAACUAGAUCUCUCAGAGUUCUCUGCUAUAGACCUGCCCAAGAUCUCUUUGCCCAACAUCACUCUAUCCGACCUGAAUAUUCUGCCAGAUAUAAACCUCCCAGAGAUAAACAUAACUCUGCCUGAUAUCAGAGACAACCUGCCAGAGAUUAAGUCCUACACAGAGUACAAAGAUAUAGUACAGAAUAGAGUGGCCGACGCGUCUGACUAUAUGAGAGUGGUGGCAGAGAGUUGCUAUGAAGAGAUGCGUCGCUUCUGGCGCGGUGUGCUCGGAUGA
Ostrinia nubilalis (European corn borer) is the source of this 2046-nucleotide messenger RNA. RefSeq lists its product as uncharacterized. Bases 391 to 2046 code for a protein of 551 amino acids. The transcript is spliced from 9 exons. The record is from RefSeq and is a predicted model, not a curated record. Lineage: Eukaryota; Metazoa; Arthropoda; Insecta; Lepidoptera; Crambidae.